AUGGCACCCAAGCGCCCAUCUCCUCUGGAUGAGCCUCCGGCGGCUUCUUCUUCCGACGAAGAGGUAGCUUCGUCUGAAGAAGAAGUAGACGGAGAAGAAGAGGAAGAAUCCGGAUCCGGGUCCGAAUCAGAGUCCGAGGAACCCGAGCCUCCAAAGGCAGCACCCACUCCCGUUGCUGCGAAGAAACCGGACUCGGCUACUGUCAAUUCAAAGCCGCAGUCUUCAUCCUCUGGCUCAGAGUCCGAGUCCGAAUCCGAUUCGGAAUUGGAUAAGGAUAGGGUGGUAAAGCCGAUAGUUUCGAAGCCAAUGGAAGAGACGCCCAAGACCAAGAAGCCCAGAUCGAAGGCCUCGGCUAUUACUACGCCGGCGGCAAGAGCCGGGUUGAAGCGGCCGAGCGAGAGCGACCCCAAGGAUUCCAAGAGGCCCAAGAAGAAGGUCACAGACCCGGAUCAGGAGCGAGAACAUGCCGGAGAGGAAAAGAAGGCGGGUGGAGACGACUCGAAGAAGCUGUUCCAGAGGAUUUGGAGCGAUGACGAUGAGAUAACAAUCUUGAAAGGCAUGAUUGAUUACUCUACCAAGAAAGGGGCGGAUCCAUAUUCUGAUAUGGGGGCGUUUCAUGAUUUUAUCAAGAAAUCGCUGAAGGCCGAUGUGAACAAGACCCAAUUGCAAGAUAAGAUUCGUAGGAUCAAGAAGAAGUAUGAGACUAAUGUGGCCAAAGGGAAGAAGUAUAAUCCUGUUAAGCCUCAUGAGCAAAAGUUGUUCGACUUGUCGAAGAAGGUAUGGGGCAGCGGCGAAGGGUCAAUUGGGCUCAGUGGGUUGUCUGAACAGUCCAAGUCUAAUGGGAAGGCUAGGACAAACCAGAAGGGUAACAAGACUUUGGCUUCACUUAAAGCUGAGCUUUUGAGUUCACCGGAGCGCCCAAAGGAGUGUGAGAAGGUGGAAUUUGGUCUGAAGCCGUCUGGUUCUGAAAGUUUGAGUGAGGUGAUUGGGUUUGAUAAGGGUUUCAGAGAGCUGGGUUUGCCGGAGGGUGUCGUGAAGCAGGGCUUGGAGUUGAUUGGAGGAGCCAAGCGAGCUGAGUUGAAGGAGAAGUGGAAGAAGCUGCAUGUUGCUGAAUUGGAGCUUUUUGUUAAAAAGAGUGAGUUGAUGAGAGAUCAGGCCAAGGUUGAGACUCCACAAGAAAACGGUGAGGAAAUUGAGACAUAUGCACGGUAUAGAUACCCAUCGAUGACUAAAACGUUGAGAGAGUUCAAGCUUCAAGUUAUAGAGGGUGAAUUUACCAAUUCUCAAAUUAUUGUGAUGUUGGGUGAGGAUGGAUCAGGGAAGACCACAUUUAUGAGAAUGCUGGUUGGUUUGUCGAAACCUGAUUCUGGUGUGGAGAUACCUGAGCUUCAUGUUUCUUACAAAAACCAGAAAAUUAAUCCAAAGCGUGCAACAAAAGUCAAAGACCUGCUUCAUGAAAAAAUUCGUGAUUCCUGUACACAUCCCCGGUUUGUGACAGACGUGAUGAAGCCUCUUCAGAUUGAGCAAUUAAUGGAUCAAGAAAUUACCAAACUCUCUGGUGGAGAGCUGCAAAGGGUUGCUCUAUGUGUAUGCCUUGGAAAGCCUGCAGACAUCUAUCUGAUGGAUGAACCAAGUGCAUAUCUUGAUUCUGAGCAGCGUAUUGUUGCAGCAAAAGUGAUAAAGAGGUUCGUCCUCCACGCUAAGAAAACUGCAUUCGUGGUUGAGCAUGAUUUCAUUAUUGCUAGCUACUUGGCAGACAAAGUUAUUGUCUAUGAAGGAAAGUCAUCAGUUGAUUGUAUUGCAAAUUCUCCAGUCUUUGUUGACUGGGAUGAAUCUCUUCUUAUCUACAACAAUUCCCCUCUCCAACUUCAAGGGUGGGACUCGACUAAGCCCCAGCCACCAAACGGGAAAGUUGUGCAAAGUUUCAGAGGGCAGGCCAUUGACAGAUACACUCUAGUCACUACUCAUUCCAAUCUUUUUGUCAUCUUCUCCUUCUUGCUUCAGCUCCAAAUACAGCUAUUACCCUCGCAUCAACCCCAGAAGAGAACUAGGCGGUCAACCCUCGAAAGGAGGAAGAAAGGCUAUGACCUUGAUGAUAUCCUUUUUAUAAGUCCUGCUUCAAAUGUUGAUCAAACUAAAGAUGGCAUCUGGAAUCAGGGGUCAAUAUAUCAAUAG
Molecule: messenger RNA, 2175 nt
Organism: Prunus armeniaca (apricot)
Lineage: Eukaryota; Viridiplantae; Streptophyta; Magnoliopsida; Rosales; Rosaceae
Source: the annotation of a GenBank genome assembly